CUCGGCCUUGGCACCCCCCCAACCUCCACGGACAUGAUGAGACGAGUUUCAGAACCAGCUCCUCCACUCGCUCACCAUGGUUCCAUGAUGCUUGCUAAACACACAGACAAAUUGGCCACGGAAUCUGUCGCUAAAAGAGACCAUCUUUUGUACAUAAAUAGAUAUCUAUCGUUGUCGCAGAUCUGAUCCACGUCAUGCAAAUCAUACAACUGUUCGUCAAUCAACUACGAUCAGCCGCUUCAAACUUAACAAACUGUCAUCCACGCGUUAUAACAGCAGCAUCGUCGUCACUUCGUCGUCCCCUGGCAUCGCUCUGGCCGAUCUUUAUUAGACAAAUCCACAAAUAUGAGAGUCUUCAACAUUCUCACGCUCGGUGUUGCCGUCGUCUCUGCAGCUCCAUACGGAUCUACCACCACAUCUGUCGGUCAGACGGUACGAUCAACAACAACAACGCUGAGUCCUGAAGCUUGCAACCAAGCAUCAAUCACCACAUGUAUGGCCACGACCGGACUCGAUGGACCGUCGUGCUUCGUUCAAAUCUGCACCAGUACAUCAGACGCCGAGUUGAGGCGCCGCCAAGAUUUCAAAAUAGCACAGGACAAUGACGACACGCCCGCGUCGUGCAACGAGGACAGCCUAUUAGACUGUGCUGUAAGCCAGUGGAGGAACCCCGAUAUCUGCUUCCAGCAAUUGUGUUUAUAAGGCUAUGUGCAUGGUUGUGUCAUGGGGACCGGACGCAGGGAGGCCGCGCCAGAUCUACUACGGCUAGAUAUGAUGCUUUACCAGUCUCGGCCAAAUACGCCCAUUCAUAUAAACGAUCAGCGCGGCGCUUAGCAUGGUCCGUUGAGGGACGACG
Molecule: messenger RNA, 856 nt
Organism: Truncatella angustata
Lineage: Eukaryota; Fungi; Ascomycota; Sordariomycetes; Amphisphaeriales; Sporocadaceae
Exons: 1
Coding region: 346-702 (118 amino acids)
Source: RefSeq, a predicted model, not a curated record